AUGCCGCCAUUUCGUCGAGCUGCUGACCCGGAGUUGGAGCGCGCGAGGCAAGCUCAACGCAAGCCUAGGCUUCCAUCUGCAAAAUGGAGCGGCCGGGUCCAAGAAACGUUCACCGCAUAUGACGAUUUCGGAUGGGAUAAGAUUGAAGAAUACUUGAAAACCAAAUGGCCGGACUGGGAUUUCAAACCAAGAGUUUUCAAUGGCAACUGGCUAUUUGAAGUGCCCGUGAGGCUGACCGAGGAGGAGAAGAGAGAGCUGAGAAAGCGAAGAGAUGUGUCUGGGCGGACGAGAUCGCCCUCUGUGUCACCAGAGCCUGAGGAACGAAAGCCCCAACAAGAGCAAGGCCGAGUCUCGUCUUCAUAG
Molecule: messenger RNA, 363 nt
Organism: Bipolaris maydis ATCC 48331
Lineage: Eukaryota; Fungi; Ascomycota; Dothideomycetes; Pleosporales; Pleosporaceae
Source: RefSeq, a predicted model, not a curated record